Myotis lucifugus (little brown bat) is the source of this 993-nucleotide messenger RNA. It is a transcript of the gene ANKRD33, whose product is annotated as ankyrin repeat domain 33. The record is from RefSeq and is a predicted model, not a curated record. Bases 7 to 993 code for a protein of 328 amino acids. The transcript is spliced from 3 exons. Gene Ontology annotation, molecular function: protein binding. NCBI's taxonomy places the organism in Eukaryota, Metazoa, Chordata, Mammalia, Chiroptera, Vespertilionidae. Gene Ontology annotation, biological process: negative regulation of transcription regulatory region DNA binding; negative regulation of transcription by RNA polymerase II.
GGCCUCAUGGUCGCAUGCUACCGCGGCUUCGGGAGCAUCGUGGCCCUACUCAGCCGCUGUCCGUUCCUGGAUGUGAACCAACAGGACAAAGAAGGCGACACAGCCCUCAUGCUGGCUGCCCAAGCAGGCCACGUGCCUCUGGUGAGUCUCCUGCUCAACUACUACUCGGGCCUGGACUUGGAGCGCCGAGACCAGCGGGGGCUGACAGCGCUGAUGAAGGCCGCAGUCCGGGACCGCUCUGAAUGCGUGGCGGCCCUCCUCAUGGCAGGUGCUGACCUGACAGCAGUGGAUCCUGUUCGGGGCAAGACGGCCCUGGAGUGGGCGGUGCUGACCGACAGCUUCGACACCGUGCGAAGGAUCCGGCAGCUGCGGCGGCGGCCCCAGGCGGAGCAGCUCAGCCAGCACUACCAACCGGAGUGGCCAGCCCUGCCCGGGCUCGUGGCCCAGGCCCAGGCUCAGGUUGCCCCCUCUCUCCUGGAGAGAUUACAGGCCACCUUGAGCCUCCCCUUUGCCCAGUCUCCUCAGGAGGGGGGUGUCCUGGACCACCUUGUGACCAUCACGACCAGCCUAGCCAGUCCCUUCCUCACCACUGCCUGCCACACUCUGUGCCCUGACCGCCCACCUGCACUUGGGACCCGAAGCAAGUCUGUGCCAGAGCUGCUAGGCACCGCUCCCCGCCCUCCCCCAGCCCCCCAGCCUCCACAGGUGGUCCCUGGCCCCCGGGGCCUCGUCCCGUACCAGAGCCCUCAAGGUGUGCUGAGCAUGUGCCCUCAGUGGCUACAGCCCAGGGACAGUGCCAGCCCCAAGCCCCCAGUCCCCCAGAUCCUCCUCUCCAAGGCACCCUCAUCUCCCAGCCGGCGGGAGCCAGAGCCCAGGCCUGCAGGGCAUCGCAGGCUGGCCCCUCCUGUCUGGCGAUACCAGGAGCUCCGGAUGCAGAGGAGGAGUCAGGAGAAGGAGGCUGGGUGUGCACAGAGCCAGGGGAAGACGGGCUAG